This is a messenger RNA of Staurois parvus, 372 nucleotides long. The record is from the annotation of a GenBank genome assembly. Lineage: Eukaryota; Metazoa; Chordata; Amphibia; Anura; Ranidae.
UGUCUUGGCAUUCUUUGUAAUAUUAACUCCCAUCAUUUCUGUUAUAAGUCCGCAGUGUUUGGUCAUCUCCUGUACUAUGUCCGCAGUCUCUGGUCAUCUCCUGUAGUAUGUCCGCAGUCUCUGGUCAACUCCUGUAGUAUAUCCACAGUCUAUGGUCAUCUCCUGUACUAUGUCAGCAGUCUCUGGUCAUCUCCUGUAGUAUGUCCGCAGUCUCUGGUCAACUCCUGUAGUAUAUCCACAGUCUCUGGUCAUCUCCUGUACUAUGUCUGCAGUCUCUGGUCAUCUCCUGUAUUAUGUCCGCAGUCUCUGGUCAUCUCCUGUACUAUGUCUGCAGUCUCUGGUCAUCUCUGUCCUGUAGUAUGUUCCGCAGUC